AUGGUGGAGGAAAUCCGCGUAGCGCAGGCUGAGGGGAGCAAGGAAGCGAGGUGGGCAUCUUGGAAAGACGGCUGCCACUUGAUCACGAAGGCGCCCGAGUGUUCUGCCACCUAUUGUGACGUGGUUGCCCGGGUCAUCUCCUACUUCCGCAUCGUGGAAGCAUCCGUGUACUCUCGCUUCAAUUGGUAUGUUAACGGGGCAGACUGGAAGCCACUGCACCACGACACCGCGGCAUUUAGCCAGCGGCGGCUGGGCAAGCAGAACAUCACUGUGGGGGUUUCACUGGGGGGAGAGCGGGAGCUCGCUUUCAGGCACGUGCAGCAUGGCACCUUGGCAUACUUCCCUCAGCUGAAUGGUAUGGCUUUCUCCUUCGGGCGGCGAAUAAAUAUCAACUGGAAGCAUGGGAUCAAUGCUCUUCCCCCAGAAAAGCACGACCAGCUUGGACGUAUUUCCAUUAUCCUCUGGGGAUGGACAGACCUGGCUGCGGACGAGAAUGACCCAGAGUAUGGCGAGGCAGUCGAGGGUGACGUGCCGAAAGCGGAGGCAUUCCACCGCGUGUGCAAACAGUUCCAAAAAGGUAAGUGCACCUAUGGUGAGCGCUGCAAGUUCACUCACGCUGAGGAACCGUGA
Molecule: messenger RNA, 630 nt
Organism: Symbiodinium natans
Lineage: Eukaryota; Dinophyceae; Suessiales; Symbiodiniaceae
Source: the annotation of a GenBank genome assembly